Messenger RNA from Lates calcarifer (barramundi perch), 4373 nucleotides. RefSeq names its product immunoglobulin superfamily member 10. Lineage: Eukaryota; Metazoa; Chordata; Actinopteri; Centropomidae. Gene Ontology annotation, cellular component: external side of plasma membrane. The coding region runs from base 373 to 3876 and encodes 1167 amino acids. The record is from RefSeq and is a predicted model, not a curated record. Gene Ontology annotation, biological process: positive regulation of T cell proliferation; immune response; T cell costimulation. The transcript has 16 exons.
UGAACCCACAGAUCUGACAGAAACAAAGGAAGAAGCACAGUGUUCCUGAUUCUAGUCACUUGUUGACAGUUUUAAUAAUUAUUGUUAAAUCACUGGAAUUUAAGGACACACCCAGGGAUGUAAAACUGAUUUCCACUGUUUGUUUUCUUUUUUCUAAUGAAAGGAUGACUGGAGUCAAGAGUGUUAGAGCAGUCCUGAUUAUUGUCACUGAUUAUUUUAGCAGCAAAUGAGAACCUGGCAUUACCCAGCAGCCCUCCAGCUGCUCAGAUUCAGUCAGACUGUAUGUGGUCAGACUGGUUCUCCAGCCUGGUUCUCCAGCCUGGCAACACUUUAAUUCCACCACAGUACUGACUGAGGGAAUGUAACCAGAGGAUGGUGAUGGCUGUGGUCAAGUUUCCAGUGUUUUGUCUGGUCCUAACCUUUCUGCUGACUUUUACCAGAGGAGACACUGAGGUGUCCUGUGUUUUCAUGGAGAGCUGCAUCUUACCGUGCAGCUUCCAGAGCGGAGCUGAGACAAUCAUCCACUGGAUUCUGGUGACAGCAGGAGACCCUCAUGCCCACUCCUACUACAGCAACCAAGACCAGCUCGGACUCCAGCACCAGCGCUUCAGAGGCAGAACAUCACUGUUCAAGGACCAGAUCUCCAGAGGAAACGCCUCACUCCAGCUGACAGGGGUGGAGGUUCAGGACCAGGACAGAUACAGAUGCUUCACCAGCACCAUGGGAGAAAACAAGGAGUCAUUGAUCAACCUGAGGGUGGACGCUCCAGUCAGUAAAGUCAACAUGGAGCAGGUAGGAAACAGGAUCAUCUGCAGCUCAGAGGGGAUCUACCCUGAACCUGAUCUCACCUGGUCCACCAGACCUCCAUCCAACCUGACCCUCCAGAACCAAACCAGCAUCCAGCAGACUGAGCAGCAGCUCUACAACAUCAGUAGUUCUCUGAUACUUUCAGACAGUGAAACUGAUCUGAGCUACAUCUGCACCAUCAGCACUCGAAAAAACUGGAGGAGAGUCACUUUACUUAAAACAACUUUUAUAAAUGGGUCCAACCCAGAAACAACAAUCUCCUGCCCUGACUCAAUCACCUCAAUAACAGGCUUCAGUCUCACCUGGAGAUUCAACCACAGUCAGAUCAUCCUGAACCAGAGCAGAGCUGACAUCAGCUACACAGUGUCAGAGGAGUGGAGGCAGCAGGUGAAGGGUGUGUCAGAGUCAGGCAGCCUCAUGCUACAGGACUUAUCUUCACAUCAUGAGGGAAUAUACAGCUGUGAAGUCAGUGAUGCUGAGGAGACUCUGAUAACCAACACCUUUCUGAGGAGAGAGAAAAGUCAAGACACUGAGGUGUCCUGUGUUUUCAUGGAGAGCUGCAUCUUACCGUGCAGCUUCCAGAGCGGAGCUGAUCCAGUCAUCCACUGGACUCAGGUGACAGCAGGAAACCCUUAUGUCCACUCCUACUACAGCAACCAAGACCAGCUUGGACUCCAGGACCAGUACUUCAGAGGCAGAACAUCACUGUUCAAGGACCAGAUCUCCAGAGGAAACGCCUCACUCCAGCUGACAGGGGUGGAGGUUCAGGACGAAGAUAUAUACAAGUGUCACACCAGCACCAACAGAGGAAGCGAGGAUUCAUUGAUCAACCUGAGAGUGGACGCUCCAGUCAGUAAAGUCAACAUGGAGCAGGUAGGAAACAGGAUCAUCUGCAGCUCAGAGGGGAUCUACCCUGAACCUGAUCUCACCUGGUCCACCAGACCUCCAUCCAACCUGAACCUCCAGAACCAAACCAGCAUCCAGCAGACUGAGCAGCAGCUCUACAACAUCAGUAGUUCUCUGAUACUUUCAGACAGUGAAACUGAUCUGAUCUACAUCUGCACCAUCAGCACUCACAGCAACAGCAGGAGAGUCACUUUGUUUAAAACAACUUUCACUUUUAUAAAUGGGUCCAACCCAGAAACAACAAUCUCCUGCACGACCUCAAACGCCUCAAUAACAGGCUUCAGUCUCACCUGGAGAUUCAACCACAGUCAGAUCAUCCUGAACCAGAGCAGAGCUGACAUCAACUACACAGUGUCAGAGGAGUGGAGGCAGCAGGUGAAGGGUGUGUCAGAGUCAGGCAGCCUCAUGCUACAGGACUUAUCUUCACAUCAUGAGGGAAUAUACAGCUGUGAAGUCAGUGAUGCUGAGGAGACUCUGAUAACCAACACCUUUCUGAGGAGAGAGAAAAGUCAAGACACUGAGGUGUCCUGUGUUUUCAUGGAGAGCUGCAUCUUACCGUGCAGCUUCCAGAGCGGAGCUGAUCCAGUCAUCCACUGGACUCAGGUGACAGCAGGAAACCCCUCUGUCCACUCCUACUACCGCAACCAAGACCAGCUCAGACUCCAGAACCAGCGCUUCAGAAACAGAACAUCUCUGUUCAAGGACCAGAUCUCCAGAGGAAACGCCUCACUCCAGCUGACAGGGGUGGAGGUUCAGGACCAGGGCAGAUACAGAUGCUACACCAGAACCAAUGGCAGGAAGGAGGAGUCAUUCAUUAACCUGAGAGUGGACGCUCCAGUCAGUAAAGUCAACAUGGAGCAGGUAGGAAACAGGAUCAUCUGCAGCUCAGAGGGGAUCUACCCUGAACCUGAUCUCACCUGGUCCACCAGUCCUCCAUCCAACCUGAACCUCCAGAACCAAACCAGCAUCCAGCAGACUGAGCAGCAGCUCUACAACAUCAGUAGUUCUCUGAUACUUUCAGACAGUGAAACUGAUCUGAUCUACAUCUGCACCAUCAGCACUCGCAGCAACAGCAGAAACACCACUUUGUUUAUACCAACUUCUAUCAGUGUUUCAGACUCUGAAACAACAAUCUCCUGCACAACCUCAAUCGCCUCAAUAACAGGCUUCAGUCUCACCUGGAGAUUCAACCACAGUCAGAUCAUCCUGAACCAGAGCAGAGCUGACAUCAGCUACACAGUGUCAGAGGAGUGGAGGCAGCAGGUGAAGGGUGUGUCAGAGUCAGGCAGCCUCAUGCUACAGGACUUAUCUUCACAUCAUGAGGGAAUAUACAGCUGUGAAGUCAGUGAUGCUGAGGAGACUCUGAUAACCAACACCUUUCUGAGGAGAGAGAAAAGUCAAGACACUGAGGUGUCCUGUGUUUUCAUGGAGAGCUGCAUCUUACCGUGCAGCUUCCAGGGCGGAGCUGAUCCAGUCAUCCACUGGACUCAGUUAACAGUAGAAACCCCCCUCGUCCACUCCUACUACUUCAAUAAAGACCAGCUCAGACUCCAGGACCAGCGCUUCAGAAACAGAACAUCACUGUUCAAGGACCAGAUCUCCAGAGGAAACGCCUCACUCCAGCUGACAGGGGUGGAGGUUCAGGACCAGGGAGGAUACAGAUGCUACACCAGCACCAUGAGAGGAAAGGAGGAGUCAUUCAUCAACCUGAGAGUGGACGCUCCAGUCAGUAAAGUCAACAUGGAGCAGGUAGGAAACAGGAUCAUCUGCAGCUCAGAGGGGAUCUACCCUGAACCUGAUCUCACCUGGUCCACCAGUCCUCCAUCCAACCUGAACCUCCAGAACCAAACCAGCAUCCAGCAGACUGAGCAGCAGCUCUACAACAUCAGUAGUUCUCUGAUACUUUCAGACAGUGAAACUGAUCUGAUCUACAUCUGCACCAUCAGCACUCGCAGCAACAGCAGGAGAGUCAGUUUGUUUAUACCAAAGGAUUCAACCAAUGUUGGAGCCAUUAUAGGUGGAGUGGUCAUUUUGGUCGUAGCAGUAGCAGCAGUAAUUUUCCUGGUGCUGCACCGUAAAAAGAAAAAAGGUCGACAGAGAAACAACAGGAGAGAGUCAAACCAUGAUGAAACGCAAAUGGAGAUGGGCUUUACAGCUUUCUGAACCUACAGAGGAAGAUCAAGAAAAAGACACAUUUGGGGUUUGAAUCUGUGGAGGUGAAGACUCUGGUCACACACUCCAGUUAAAUACAUGUAUAUACACUUAGCAUGAAGCUAGGUAAUAUAGAGCUACCCACCUUUAUAUAUACUGUGUAUUCUGCACUUUAAUUUUUCAUUGCUCUAAAAUGAUUCUCAUCAUUAUGAUUGUUAAAAUUUGUAUAUCUGUGUUUGUACAUUUUAUUUAUUACUCAGUACUUGCUUAUUUUAUAUGUUUCAUGUUUUCUUGUUGGAAUAAAUUGAUUCUAUGCUGCUGUUUUCCAGUAUCACCACUAGAUGGUGCUGUUGCUUUGUUAGCGACUGAAGUUCAUUAAUAAAAUGUGUGACUUUCAGAUACUAAUAUGAAUAUUGAUCCAUCUGUUCAGACAGUUGAUUAGAUCAGGUGGUUAAGCAUCAGUAUGAUCAGCCUCCAUCAAUGACACUCAUUCUCCCAGGUGAUCAUGU